Molecule: messenger RNA, 1122 nt
Organism: Ostreococcus lucimarinus CCE9901
Lineage: Eukaryota; Viridiplantae; Chlorophyta; Mamiellophyceae; Mamiellales; Bathycoccaceae
Exons: 1
Coding region: 1-1059 (352 amino acids)
Source: RefSeq, a predicted model, not a curated record
AUGCGCGCGCGAAGAUCGCACCGCGCCGGAACGUCGUCCCGGUCGUCGACGCCGACGCGACGCGUCGUCGCGGCGCGGCGCGGGCGUCGACCGGCGCUCGCGUCCGACGACGCGACGACGACGACGGCGGGGACGGGGACGGGGACGGGGACGACGCGCGCGGCGACGACGGCGCCGCUGGCGCACGAGCUGGUGCAGGGCGCGCUGGUGCGUUGGAGCGUGGAAAAACCGGACGGACCGCACCCGCCGACGUGCGUGCUGGUGCACGGAAUCCUGGGCUCGCGAAGAAACUUGCAAUCGCUCGCGAAGCGCCUGGCUGAAAAGUUUCCGUCGUGGCAGUUUUUGUUGGUGGAUUUGAGAAAUCACGGGGAGUCGAACACGGCGCUGGAGAAGAAACCAGAGGGCGCGAACACGGUGCAAAACGCGGCGAGAGACGUGCUGGGGGUGUUGAAUCAUUUAAAGAUAUAUCCGUACACGCUGAUCGGGCACUCGUUCGGGGGGAAGGUGGCGAUGUCGAUGGUGCACCAGUUUGGACGCGCGUUGCCGCGGCCGGUGCAGGUGUGGGUGCUGGACACGGUGCCGGGAGACGUGUGGUGCGAUGACGUCGGAGAUCACCCGAGAGAUACGAUUCGGUUCUGUACCACGCUCGAUAGACCGAUCGAAAGUCGCAGAUCGCUCGUGGAGUCGCUCACGGGGGCUGGAUUCACCGUGGAAGGCGCGCAGUGGAUGACGACGAAUUUACGAGCGGAUGGGAACGGGAAAUUCGAUUGGACGUUUGAUUUGGAUGGCAUCGCGGAGAUGUACGCGUCGUACGAAGCGUGCGAUUUGUGGCCGAUGGUUGAGACGCAACCCGCGGGAUUGAGCUUAGAUUUCGUACAAGCAGAACGGUCGGCGUUCGUGUGGACGCCCGAGGACGUGGCGCGCAUUCGCGGCACCGGCGCCAACGUGCACUUGCUGCGCAACUCCGCGCACUGGGUGCACAUCGAUAACCCGAACGGGUUGCUAGACAUUCUGGCCCCUUCUUUCGAGAACAUGGAGCGCAACUCGAAGGCGCGAUGAGGAAAUUGUAAUAUAUAUUUUGCGCGCCGCUCGCCGCGCCGACGCCCGCUUUCAUAACAACGA